UCUUCUGGUGCUUUCAAGACUUGGAAAAUUAAAUUUUAUUUUCGCCACGUGUGUGGACCAAAAUGAAUUAAUUGCUUUUAUGAUUGGUCAUUUGACGGAGGUUUAGUGAAUAUUUCAAAAGAAAUUAACCUCACAAUUGUCAUCAGUGUAGAAAGAAGUUAAUUUGAAUAAAAGAGUUACAUCGCAGUGACAGUGUUAUUCAACAACACGUUUAACAAUAACAAUGUGAUUUAAUAUCAUUGUUAUUGUUCAAAACAUUAAAUGAAUAGUGAAAAUUUCAUUUUUCUCUUUACAAAAAAAGCAUGUUCCUGAUAAAAUUCAGUUCAUUCAGUUCAUUCAGUUGGUGAUUGCAUGGCAGAAAAGCACUAUUCUGAUGCAACUAAGACACAGGAAAAAUAUUCUUAUUCUCAAAUUACGUUGUUGUGCGUAAUCAAUAAAAAAAAAUUUACCUUUCUGAGUAAACGAAUGCAGUUAUUUCAUUGAAAGAUAUGUAGAAAUGUCACGCAGUUUACCAGAAAGGGUGGCUGGCCUUUACUAUGCCCACGGCCUAUUUUGUUCGUCUCAUCCUAUAAUUGUUAUUUCAUUCGCUAUUUCUGUCAUAUUACUAUGCAGUUAUCCAUUGGUAAAUUUGCCAAUGCCUGGAAAUGCUCCAAAAAUUAUUGUCAAUCACACAACAGCAACAAUAUCGUCAAAUGGUUCAAAAAAUUCCGAUCUCUAUGCACAACAAGUGGUACUGAGAGUCGCAGUACUACCAUGGGCGGAGGAUUUAUCUCUAAUGGAUGCCUUUCGAGGGCCUCUUUAUGAAAUUUUCAAUCUUUUGGAAAUUAUACAAAAUUACCAAGAUCAUGAAACGAAAAAUUCUCUCAGUCAAAUUUGCUUACACGUGGAGGCAGUUAAGAAAAGAAAUCCCAAAAAGCCGGAUAUUUUGCCAGAGUACAAUUGCCUCGUUUUAUCUCCAGCAAAUUUUUGGCAACGAAGUAUCGAGGCUUUCAAUAAGGACACAAAUCUAAUUGGCACUAUAUUUUCCUAUCAAAGUCUUCAGAAGGGAAAAAUAAGUAUCGCCGAGAUGCUAUUUGGAAUGAGUUUAAAAGAAACGGGAAUCAAGAGGCAUCCUAUUCGAGUUCGACAAAGAAUUAUACAAUACGCAGUUACUUUGUUUCUAAAAGAACACGACACAAAAUACAUAGAUGGCUUAAAACGCAGAUUGACAAACUACUACUCUCUACAUCAGUCCGAAGAUAAAAACGCAACAAAUCCACCACUUGCUAACGAAACAUUGCACAUACUUUAUCCAGGAGAAUUCAAUUACAGUGAUUUUUUCCCCCUGACAAUGACAUUUGUCGCUUUAUUCGUCUACGUAUAUUUUUCAGUGAGAAAAAUCGAGAUAGUAAAAUCAAAAUUCGGAAUAGCAUUUAGUGCAACAAUCACAGUGAUCUCCUCACUGUCAAUGACCGUGGGUGUCUGCUUCUUUUUUGGUUUAACACUCAGUCUCAGUGGCAAAGAAGUAUUUCCCUAUCUAGUAAUAAUAGUUGGCUUGGAAAAUGUAUUAGUCCUAACGAAAAGUGUCGUCAGUACACCAUCGAAUUUAGACGUAAAAAUUCGCGUCGCUCAAGGUCUAUCAAAGGAAGGAUGGUCAAUAACAAAAAACAUCCUAACCGAAGUCACUAUUUUAACAAUUGGCUUAUUUACCUUCGUCCCGGCAAUACAAGAAUUUUCCAUAUUCGCCAUUGUUGGUUUAUUGAGUGAUUUUUUCCUUCAAAUGGUAUUUUUCUCAACAAUUCUUGCAUUCGAUAUUAAGAGAUCGGAAUUUUCUGUUCAAAAUUCAAAGUAUCAUUUCGCCAAUGAUCCGUACUUAAGGAAACAGCCGUUUACAACAAUAAUAUCGAAUAAGAAGCCAAAUAUUUUCCGCUCCAAGUCACAUCCGAAAUUAAAUGGCGUCGUUGGACCAACGAAUGUUAUUGCGCCAAAUACACAGAAUACGACGCCUUUAGUGAAAAUUCCGAAACGACUCAAAUUAGUACAUCUUUGGGCAAGGACGAGAAUAUUUCAACGAGCAUUUAUGGUUUGGAUGGUGGUCUGGAUUAGUAUGAUUAUUUAUAAUUCAGGCAUUGUCGAGCAUAUGAUUCAUUUGAGCGAUAAUUUGAAACACGAUACCGAUAUUGAUGGGUACACUAUCGAAAAAUCGCAGAUGUUGGAUAAUUUUGUUGAAAUGAGCACCGAGAAACCGAUUUUGACAUCCACAACCAUGCCACCUAAUCACUUACGCGAUCAAAAAUACGAGACGAAGAAUAUUACGGAGGAAUUAAACAAAUUGCGAGCGGUCGAUUUUCCACCUUGGAAUCGUCUCUCAUUGUAUCAUUGGUCGACAAUACUGUCCAUGUACAAUAUAUCAAUGGCUGGCAAACAAAUGAUUAUUCUUCCCACAAUUAAACUAUCAUAUGCAAUUAGUCCUCAGAUAGCAAAACAGAUAAGCAAUCCUAAUGAUAUUCAACAAUUUCAAUGGCAAAGUUUAGCGACAGCCGCUCUCGAUCCUCUCGAUUUUUCCGAUAUGGAAUUGCCAACAAGAUCCGAAGUUCGUGGAUUCAAUACCGAUGCACCAUUUAUACCAACGAGUCCAAUGGAAAUAUUUUUAGCCGCAUUACUCUGCUCGGUGAGCGUGAUUGUCGUCGCCUAUACAAUGGUAGUGCUGUACCGUUGCAUUUGCACCAGAAAUUAUGCGGAAUGGCGAGCCAGUUGGCAUAAUCAGGAAAAAAUAUCAGAUUCGGCAACUCAACUGGUACUGGAAGCUGUUCCCUUGGUACUCGAUGGUCACGUCCAAGAAGUCGAGUGCAUCGCAACUGAUGGCAAUACCGUCGCCAGUAGUUGUUUAGCAGGACACAUAAGAGUUUGGGACACAGUAUCAGGAGAACAACUGUCAUUCGUCGAUCGUCGUCAAUUUUUCACAAUGCCCCAAAAGGAUCUAAUAAACAUAGCUCAAGAUCAAGACGACCUAAUGUCAGACUACGAAAGUGGUUCACCGCCAUCCAGAGGCGAAAUGGAAAUUAUCGCAAAUUCCUACAAUUCCUACAAUUUUCCUUCAAAUUCAACUUCAAUUUAUAAGCGUAAAUCGUUUCACGAAUUGAAUACCUAUUCGAAAAUGAGUCAAGAAUUGAGAAACAAGAGGCACUCGUUUGGCAAUACCGGCGAUCUUAAUUAUCAAAUUAAUGAUGUUUCGUCGGAAAAGCGUAAAACUGGUAAUCAAACACUUGAUCUACCGGAUUUAAGGCCAGCUAUUAAUAUUAAAUUUUCAAAUAUGAAAUAUUCGCCUAUUCAAAAAAAUUCUGAUCGCGGUUUUGAUUAUGGCGAACAAUACAAACAGAUCUUUGACGAUCACAGGAAAUUAAGGGAAUUACACAGAUGUGACGAUACAAAGCAGAGAAAUCAAAAUUUAUCGAAAGUUAAUAAAUUAACAGAUAGUGUUAUUUCUUUGAGUGUUGAUAAAACAUCGCAAAUGUCAUACGUGCCACAAAUAUGGUGCAUUGAUUAUCAGGAGAAUUUAAUUGUUGUCGGUUGUGCCAAUGGGACAUUGGAAUUUUGGGAAGGCACGACUGGCAGAUUUAAGUGCUUGUUUGACGAUGCAUCAGGAUUAGGAAUCUCGGCAGUGAAAUUCAUUGGCAAUAGAGUUAUAGUAGCUAGAUUAAAUGGAUCUCUAGAUUUUUUGCAACUAGAAAGUUAUAGCGAGGGGCAACAAAUAGAUUGGGGCUUCACAUCAUACAGGCGAACGCAUGUGAGAACGGGAAGUGCGGGCUCGCCGAUGGAUAUUAAUAAUACAACACAAUCCGUAGAGGAUUUACGAUGUAUAAAAUUAUGUUCUCAUCGAGCGCAUCAACAAGUGAUAACAGUUCUCGAUAGUGAAGGAGGACGAGUUUUAACCGGAAGUCAAGAUCACACCAUAAAAGUCUAUAGGGUUGAGGAUCAACUUCCCUUAUAUACUCUACACGGUCAUUGUGGGCCUAUUUCUUGUCUCUUUAUAGACAGAAUAAAUCCAAUGACUUCAGGAAGUGGAUCUCAAGAUGGUUUACUCUGCGUUUGGGAUCUUCUAACUGGAACGUGUAUGUACAGCAUCCAAGCUCAUGAUGGCGCAGUUGCAUCAAUAACUUGUUCCGCCUCUUACGUUAUCAGUAUGGGUCUUGAUGAAAAACUUUGUGUUUGGGAACGCUUUCAGGGACAUUUAUUACACGCCCUACCAUCGCAGAGGAUUUCGUUAUGCUUACAACUUGUUAUGCUAACUCAUCAUUUACUUAUAACAAGUACUCAGGGUUCCUUAAUUAUUUGGGACGUAAGAACUGGAGAACCUGUUCGAGAAGUGAGAUUAGGACACAAGGACAAUAGUGUCUUUAUAAAACAAAUGUUGCCACUUCGCGAUAGUGUAAUAUGUGACUUUGGUAGACAGUUAAGAAUAGUUAGAUUUCCCCUUGUUUCAGACAAGAUGGAUUAAAAUUUUUACAAAACAAAAAAUUCAACAUAAUUGCGCAACUGAAGAAAAAGACUUUUUAUCCAAAGUUAAUUAACAUCGAAAUCUAAGAGGCUUUUAGUCUUCUAUUUUUAAGAUUUUAUGCUGAAUAAUAUCAAAUCGAGCACCUCAUAGAAAUAUCGUCACAAAGAUAUUUUCAAUAAUUGUUUUUUUAUAUAUACAGUGGAACCUCGAUUAUCCGAACUAACCUAGGCAAGGCCGAGUUCGGAUAAUCGAAAGUUCGGAUAAUAGAGAUUUUAAUUUUUUUUAUAUAAUAAUUAAAGUAAAAAAAUCGAUAGUUGAAUUAUAUAUAUUUCAUUUAAUUCAUUUUUUAAAUAUACAUAAGUAUAUAUACGUAAAUAUAUAUUAAUUCAUAUAAUAAUAUAUUAAUAAAACAUAGAAUUCAGAAUUUUUUAAGAUUUUUCUGGCAUAAAUUUCGUUAUUUUCCUUUGAAAGAUUUGGGAGGCCAAAAAAAAGUUUGGAUAAUAGAAGUUCGGAUAAAAUGAUUUUCGGUUCGGAUAAUGGAGGGUUCGGAUAACAGAGGUUCGGAUAAUCGAGGUUCCACUGUAAUUGUAUAAAUCUACAAUUUUUAGAAAAUCAAAUUUUAAAAAAUCAAAUUAAAAAAAUCGUAUUUUUGUCAAAAAAAGUAAAGUUAAAAAAAAGAAAAAAAUAUUUACUUGAUACUUUUGAUUUAUAGAGCGUAAGAAUAUAAAGUAUCAAAGCUGACUUUUAAAUAUGCAAUUACUUUGUAAAUUUUAUUCAAUUAUAUAUUUAUUAUUUUCCCCUCCCCACAAAAUUUGAUAUAACUUAUACAAAUAAUAAUAUAAUUGUAAUAUUUAACACACUUCCUUGAAUCCGUCGCAGAUAAUGGAAAAAUGAUAUUAAAAAUGUAAAAAUAAUGUUAAUGAGUAAGAAUACAAUUUUAGUAUAUAUAUUUUGAAGGCUAUACUAUUGGCGGUGAGAAAACUAGUAAAUGUAUUUUCUACGAUAAAUUAUUAUUAUACGAAUUUUCGUAAAUAUAUUUACGCUAUUUUUUUUUAAAUUAAGAAGCAUUUCCAAAUAUGAAACAUCUAUAAAGAGCGACAUUUUUCUGCAUUUUUUCUCUUUUUUGAUCAAUUUUCCGAGAUUGUUUUACUUUGAUUUUUGAAGAAAGUAGAACAAAAAUUGUGCCAUUUUUUUCAUUUUUCACUUCUUGUUCACGAUAAACAUUUUCGAAAUAUAAACAUUUAAAACUUAAGUUCCAUUCAUUUUUUUCAUUUAGAAUAUUUUGCAUUUGCUGUUAUAAAUACAAGUUUACAAAUCACUUGAAUCUGUAAUACAUUUUUAGAUUAUUGAAUAAUUUUUCUUUAAUAUUUUCCAAGAUUUUCCGAUACUUUUUUAAAAUAAUUUCAAAUAUCUAUUGUUGCAUAAAUGUUUCCGUAUUUGGAAGAGGCGAAUUAAGGCAGCUAAAAAUAUUUAAUAAAAAGAACAUAGUCCCAAAAUGUAUUUUCAACAUGUUAUUGGAAAUAUUAAUAAUAAUUCUUGACUGUGAUGUUGAGCUAGAAAAUAAGCGUUAAUUUGUAACAUUUAAUUUUUAACGUCAACGCUUUUCAAUAUUGUAGAACUUAAAUUAUUUAAUGUGUGAAAACUGUUUUUAGUUUAUUUUUUUUUUUAAUUGCGUGUGCAAUAUUUUAAUUUUGUUCCCCGACUGAUGUUAAUGAAUUUUUUUUUCAAUCUAAUACAUUU
Leptopilina heterotoma is the source of this 6217-nucleotide messenger RNA. It is a transcript of the gene SCAP, whose product is annotated as sterol regulatory element-binding protein cleavage-activating protein. The record is from RefSeq and is a predicted model, not a curated record. Lineage: Eukaryota; Metazoa; Arthropoda; Insecta; Hymenoptera; Figitidae. The coding region runs from base 497 to 4477 and encodes 1326 amino acids. The transcript has 13 exons. Gene Ontology annotation, cellular component: Golgi membrane; endoplasmic reticulum membrane. Gene Ontology annotation, biological process: SREBP signaling pathway. Gene Ontology annotation, molecular function: sterol binding; protein binding.